AUGGCUAUUAUAUUAGAUAUUCAACGACCAAUUAUAUUCGAUGAGUCAAUUGCUCACUAUGAACUGCAUGCUCAUCAACCGUAUGCAUCGUCAACUUUGAACAACAAUGAUGAAGUUCGUAUCACAAUCCAAAAUCAAAAUUUGUGCAUAUUUCCUAGCAAAAAUGCACUCCAUAUUCUCGGUAAGUUUACCAAGAGUGAUAAUACUGCUGUCGCUGCCACAAACAACUUGGUUAAUAUGGGGAUUGGCCACAUGAUUACAAAAUUUCGCUUACUUAUGAAUGGUGUUGAAGUUGAUCGAAGUAGUAACGUUUGUAUAACAAAUCUGAUGAAAGGUUUUGUAUCAUUCAGUCCAAAUCAGUUGAGUGCUUUGGAGAAUGCUGGCUGGGUGAUGGAAGAUGAUGUUAAAUUAACAAACGCUGCAGGAAGCUUUGAUUUAUUGAUUCCAUUGAAUAUUUUGAGUGGUUUUGCUGAAGAUUAUCUGAGAGUCCUUAUGAAUGUUCAGCUAGAGAUAAUUCUUACAAUUUUAAACAGUGACAUUAAUGCUUACAUACAACAAGCAGCAGGUGCUGAGGAAGUAAAUUUUCGAACCUGGGAAUUGAAUGAGUAUCCGCUGUUACCGGCAACAUCAAAACAUAUUUGGGCUGUCAAAACAUCAACACAACUGGAGAAGCCACGUUACGUCAUCCUCGGAUUUCAAACAGCAAAAAAAAAUGACGCUAGGAAGAAUGCGAGUCGAUUUGAUCAUUGUACGCUCCGUAACGUAAAAUUACUCCUGAACUCACAGAGUUAUCCGUACGGAGAUCUGAAUUUGGACAUAAACGACAAUCAGUAUGCUUUAUUGUACAGUGUGUACACUGAUUUUCAAUCUUCAUACUAUAAUAAAGAGGCUGAGCCACUGUUAACAAAGCAGAAAUUUUUGCAAGAAGCUCCGCUCUGUGUUACAGACUGUUCUAAGCAGAAUGAGGCAAUUAAUUCUGGGCCAGUAGACAUUCGAUUAGAGUUUGAAUCCACAAAUCAAUUUCCACAAAACACAACAGCUUAUUGUUUAAUAAUCCACUAUCGGAUCGUUGAGUAUAACCCUAUCAGCAGCACUGUACGAAAAUUGACUUGA
Messenger RNA from Microplitis demolitor, 1113 nucleotides. RefSeq lists its product as uncharacterized. The coding region runs from base 1 to 1113 and encodes 370 amino acids. The record is from RefSeq and is a predicted model, not a curated record. The transcript has 2 exons. Lineage: Eukaryota; Metazoa; Arthropoda; Insecta; Hymenoptera; Braconidae.